Messenger RNA from Microthlaspi erraticum, 528 nucleotides. NCBI's taxonomy places the organism in Eukaryota, Viridiplantae, Streptophyta, Magnoliopsida, Brassicales, Brassicaceae. The record is from the annotation of a GenBank genome assembly.
AUGAUGAAAAGAAAGGAUCCACCAGCUCAGGCCCCUUCAUUCAAGCCAUCUCAGCUCACUAUGACCUUGUUCCCCACCAAGUUUGAAAAUGGGAAGAUUGAGUACAAGAUAAGGUACAAGGGGAGAUCAAGGCCAUUCUCUAGAGCCAAAGCCUUGGUGACUUCAGAACAAUCCAGCGACUCAACCAAGCUAAAGGAGCUUCUGUCUCAAGUUCUAACUAUCACCCUUGACGGUGACAAAGAAGCCAGCUCGACCGACAGCUCGAUCGAGCUAAAACAAGGGCAACUCGAUCGAGUUCCACAACUCGACCAAGGUAAGUUUUCAAAAUUCAAAUUUUUCCAACCGUUUCCUUGGAAACCAAAUUCAAGAAGCAACCAGUUUAAGAUGUUGAGAGGUGAAGGAAGCAAGGCAGCGUUCACAAAGAGGGAGAUAACGAGAGGAGCAAGGAGAAUGCUUAAGACACUAACCAAGGAAGAUGAGGAGGAGAUCGAGAGGUUGUGGGAAGAGAGAAGGACCAAGAGAAGCUAG